Linum trigynum is the source of this 1571-nucleotide messenger RNA. NCBI's taxonomy places the organism in Eukaryota, Viridiplantae, Streptophyta, Magnoliopsida, Malpighiales, Linaceae. The record is from the annotation of a GenBank genome assembly.
CAGGAAAAACACAAGGCCACGACGACGUGGGAAGUUCCAAUUCAAGACGACACGUCGUGGUUGUGGAAAUUUCUCUCAUUCUAUUCUAGUAGCCCGCCAGCCCAGCCAGCCAGCGGCGGAAAAUAAAAACAUAUAUAUGAAUUAAAUUGGUAUAUAAUCGUACCGUACCCUCUCUCUCGCAGUCGCACGCCACGCCUGAUCCAGAACAAGGGGGGUGAGAUGAUGACCUCUGUGUACGGCUGCGCAGAGUGCGGAGCCGACCUCAAUCUCAGCUCCGACCACCUCUACCCGCCGGACUUCUUCUUCGAGGCCGGCAACAAGGGCUCCCUCUCUUUCUCCACCAUCGACACCGCCAAAUUUAAUUUCGAGAAGGAGGACAAACUCAGGCCCUUCUUCGAGACCCUUAAUUACUGGGGAAUCCAGAGGCGUCGGACCAAGAUCAAGUGCAACCACUGCGGUUACCUCGUCGGCUACAUCUACGACGACGGCCCUCCUCUCACCGGCGGAACCGGCCAGUUCCAUAUGGGUCCCAGCCAGGUCAUCCCUAGGGCACCCAGAUACCGUUUCAAGAUCAAGUCCCUUCGGAUCAACUCCUGAGCUUUGGAAAAGCAUCCAAUAGGGAAGCUCUGCCUUCUGAUCAUACAUGCAGCUUUCCCUCUUUUCUUUGUUUGAGACGAUGCUGUCUUAGUUACAUACCGUUGUAGAACAUUUACUUUGUAUACAUAUUGUUGAGAACGGUGAAUGUUGCUUUGAUAAUGUUUGUCUUCCAUCUGAGUUCUCGGUGCAAACCUUUGUUGUUGGGUAUUCUAAGCGAUCAAUUUCCUUAACCCCUUGGUUUCAUCUUCUACCAGUCAAAAGUGUUGUGUUACCCAUCUGGUAUUAUAGAGGAAAGGAAGUAGAAAAGGCUUGUGUAGAUGAAUGCCCAUCUUCUGCUAGUACAAGUUAGCUGGAGGGUUGGUUGUAUUAGUAGUUUGCCAAUGCUUCUUUCUUAGACCAUCGCCUUGUGUAUGGAUCUCUCAAUGGAUUGCUGCCAGUUCAGCAUCUUAUUCUCGUGAAGCACUUUGAUAAUCAACAUGGGGAUUGCAACCCUGGAAACUUAGGAUGGUUUCAGGAUGAUCAACAAACCUCCAGCUUCUGUUCCUAGACUUGAUUCUUGCAGGAGUAUGACGAGACAAGAGACUUUGAAUUUCUGGAUGCAAAAACUGAUCGUCCAAGAACAUCACCUCAUUGAUGCAUUCAAGGCUGCUGCAAAUACCAUGGCCCUCCAUCUCACCGUAAGAUAUGUCAAAGUUUGUAUAUUAGUCUCACUGAUUAACGUCCGUACUUUGUAAGAACUACUGUCAGACCUGCCUUUAACAUUUUCUUGUAUCGAAAAUAGUGCAGGAGACUGAGUACAAGGAAUUCGAGGAGUUGUUGAAGGAUGAUGAUUGUGGUGGUAUAGAGAGAUCCCUCUUAAGUCUUUUAGAAGUGAGGACAACAACACUGCAUCAUUCCUGGGACUGGUUAGUCAGUCUCAAAGUUUCUCAUUAUUGUCAAUUGUUUCUGCCAGUGAAUAGAAACAAAAUUAAAGA